UCCCUUGUGGUGCUCACGUAGUCGUGCGUCACCUCCCCAGUUUCCCCCCCCACCACCACCGUUGCACAGAGGAAGAAAGGGGGAGAAGGGCAGCUUGUACUGAACGCCUUCACACAAACAUGAGCGGCGGGCGGGCCAGGACCAGCUCCUUCGCUGAGCCUCCCGGAGCUCCCGGAGCCGUGGCAGCCGGUGCCGGAUCAUCAGGAGCCAGCGGAAGCUCCGCAGGAAAACCUGGGGCUUCGCAAGCCACUGGAGGCAGCUCGACGGGUUUUGGAAAUGUGAAAAUGACUCGAGACAGUGGCAAAGUGACAACUGUGGCAGCCACACCCGGUCAAGGCCCAGACUGUCCGCAGGAAGUGUCCUACACAGACAUUAAGGUCAUCGGUAAUGGCUCCUUUGGCGUGGUCUACCAGGCUCGCCUCAUCGACAGCCAGGAGAUGGUGGCGAUUAAGAAAGUUCUCCAAGACAGAAGGUUUAAGAAUAGAGAACUGCAGAUAAUGAGGAAAUUGGACCACUGCAACAUUGUGAGGCUACGGUACUUCUUCUACUCCAGUGGUGAAAAGAAAGACGAGGUGUACUUGAAUCUUGUGCUGGACUUUGUCCCUGAGACUGUCUACCGGGUGGCACGACACUUCAACAAGGCCAAGACCACCAUCCCCAUCAUCUAUGUUAAGGUGUACAUGUACCAGCUGUUCCGCAGUCUGGCUUAUAUCCAUUCCCAGGGCGUGUGUCACAGAGACAUCAAGCCUCAGAACCUCCUGGUGGACCCAGAGACCGCCAUCCUCAAACUCUGUGACUUUGGCAGUGCAAAGCAGCUGGUUCGGGGGGAGCCUAAUGUGUCCUAUAUCUGCUCGCGGUACUAUCGUGCCCCUGAGCUCAUCUUUGGUGCCACCGACUACACGUCCAACAUCGACAUCUGGUCGGCUGGCUGCGUGCUGGCAGAGCUGCUGCUGGGUCAGCCCAUCUUCCCUGGUGACAGCGGGGUGGACCAGCUCGUAGAGAUCAUUAAGGUUCUGGGGACACCAACGAGGGAGCAGAUUCGAGAGAUGAACCCCAACUACACAGAGUUCAAAUUCCCACAGAUCAAAGCACACCCUUGGACAAAGGUGUUCAAGCCUCGUACUCCACCGGAGGCCAUUGCGCUCUGCUCUCGAUUGCUGGAAUACACCCCCGUGACCCGGCUGUCUCCUCUGGAGGCGUGCGCACACGCCUUCUUCGAUGAGCUGCGUCAGCCCAACACCCGCCUUCCAAGUGGACGAGAACUGCCGCUGCUCUUCAACUUCAGCCCCGUUGAGCUGUCUAUCCAGCCCCAGUUGAAUUCGACACUCAUUCCUCCUCACGCUCGUGCACAGACAUCACCUGCCUCACAUGAGGGCGUUGUGUCAGACAGUACCGCCCAGCCCAGCUCAGCACCGGGAUCCAUCAACAGCACCUGAGCAACCACCCGUCUGUCAUCCUUUCUUUUUGUCUUCCCCACUUUCCAUCUUCUCCUCCUCCUGCUCUCCUCCUCCUCCGGCUCCAAACCCCUCUCGAACUGAAAAUAUUAGGCGCACACACACACACACACGCACACACACACACACACGUACGUCCCCGUCACAGCUGAUCUCCCUGGGUGGCUCCCAGGGAGAUGUGGGGAUCAUUCAAGUUUUUUAACAAAGCUGACAACAUUGGCUCUGAUCUAUUCCGGCCUGCUGGAAUUAGGAAACAAGCUCGGGAGGUUGUUUGGGAGGAGACGAGUGGGGGAGGAGAGGGUCAAUGCUACGUUGCGUUUUAUCCCUUUUUUAUGUUUCAUUUUAAUUGUCGAUUUUAUCCGUGGCUGCGGUCAUUAGGUCAGUUUGGCUCUUGGAAGAGUUGCAGGUCAAACCAGACUCCUUACUGACAAUCACCCAAGAGAAGGUCCCGACUUGAACUGGUGUCGCUCUGAAACCCCCAUGUGCUUCUCCUCACUUGGCUCGUCCUCUAGGCCGUCGUUUCCUGGUAAUUUUAGGUCAUGGUUUUAAACUGUAUGACAAAGGCGAGGACUACUUUCUCUCUUUGUUUUCUUCUUUUUGGCUCCUCAAUGGCCUUUUAUGUAAAUGGAAGAAGGAACCGUGUGGUUUCUUUGUGUAACCUUCACUGAUGAAGCUCAAUGUUUCUAGUAUAAAUGUGGGUAUUGCACAUAUCCAAAGAGAGUAGAGGCUUAAGCUAAGUGCUGUGCUGUUUAUGUGUGUAAUAAUAAAUGCCAGAGGGAGCAGUAAGCGUGAGGCUCCGUCUGCAUCCAAACCUCCGGUCCGGCUUUCCUCCUGCUUUUGGAGCGAAAGCUCAGCUCAUGUCACCUUGUUUGUGGGAAUCACGGAACCUUUCUGACGCAGAGGAGAGCCAUCUCACCUGGCAUCAUCACCGUCGACCCGUUUGCUUCGGUGGUUGUGAGUGCUGACUCCCUCGUCACCAUCUUCCCAAACCGCCCGCCCACCCUCCUGCCUCUCCUCCUUCCUGUCCAGUGGUCACAGGAACUGAUCAUGAUUGACGGAACAGCCUGACUGUCAACCACCACUCACACAUGCAGCUCAACUUGACCUCACGUUAGCACCACAUGAUGCUGAAACAGCUGUAUUCCUCUUUUAGUUGUUUUUUUUCUCCUUUGGAGCCUCAAUCCCAUUCCUCUCUGUCCUCAUGCCUCUGCUCCUUCCUCCUCUUUUUCACUGCUACUCUGUAAAUAUCAAGUACCUUUUAUUUUAUUUUGUUAUUAUUGUUAUUAUAUUGUUGUUCUUGUAAUUUUUUUUUCUCUAACAGCCGGUCGCUGCAGCGGCCGGACUGUUUAUCCUCAGUUGCAGUCUGUAAAUAUGAUUCAUUUCAAUCCCCGAUUCACUCGGGGAAAGACAGAACAAAAUGUUUUUUUUUUUUGUUUUUUUUUUUUAUCUCUCUCCCUCCAUUUCUCUCGGCGGUGCUCCCCCGUUUCUCAUUUCCAUGUUAUUGUCGUCUUAACUGUUUUAUUUAUUGUUGUGUUUGGGGGGGUUGUUCUUUUCCACCGCGGUGGUCAUGAAUAUAGGGUUUUAUUCAUUUUUUUUUUUUUUUUUUUUUUUAAUUGCAGAUAUUAGUUCAGCAGUGUCAGGUAAUUUACAUCGGAGAUACUGUACUUGAUCAGUCUGUUGUGUGUGUGUGCGUGUUUUUAUUGUUUUUGUCUGAGUUGUGUGCUGAUUAAACGCAAACGGACUCCA
Messenger RNA from Synchiropus splendidus (mandarinfish), 3200 nucleotides. RefSeq names its product glycogen synthase kinase 3 alpha b (gene gsk3ab). Gene Ontology annotation, molecular function: protein serine/threonine kinase activity; ATP binding. NCBI's taxonomy places the organism in Eukaryota, Metazoa, Chordata, Actinopteri, Syngnathiformes, Callionymidae. Gene Ontology annotation, biological process: insulin receptor signaling pathway; protein phosphorylation; negative regulation of canonical Wnt signaling pathway. Bases 120 to 1436 code for a protein of 438 amino acids. The record is from RefSeq and is a predicted model, not a curated record. Gene Ontology annotation, cellular component: cytoplasm; cytosol; nucleus. The transcript is spliced from 11 exons.